AUGGAGAACGAACUUGCCACCGAAGUGACGUUGCUACUCUUAAUAAUGUUCAUGGAAAAUGUGGUUCCAAGACCUAAGAACAGGCGAGUCCUGUACUUCAGGCUUAGUGAAGACCAUUUCCAGCCAAGACCCCUGUACUGCAGGAUAAAUCUGACCGUCCCUGUCCUGGACAGGUUCUUUAAUGACCAGGACACACGGCCAGAUUUUCGGCUGAGCAGGGAGUCCCUGAACGCACUGCUGGACCUCCUGGGUCAGGAACGGAGACAUGGAUGGGGUGCCACCAUCGAGACCCUGGUGUUCCUCUUCUGGCUGGCAUGUGGGACAUCCUACAGGGUGGUCUCCAGAGCGUUUGGGAUGCCUCGAUCCACUGUUCACCGGAUUGUCCACAGGGUCACUGGGGAGGUGGUGGCCAUUCGCCAGCAGGUUAUCCACCUCCCCAGGACAGCAGAAGACCUGGAGGCUGUGUUGCGUGGGUUCGCAGGGCUGGCCAGACACAGAUCCUUCCGAAAAGCUGCUGGAGCCAUCGACGGCUGCCAUGUCCGCAUCGUGCCACCAAGCGGCCCUGAUGGUCACUGUUAUAGAAAUAGGAACCUUUUUCCCUCAAUAAUUCUGCAGGCAGUUUGUGACCAUCGGGGCCGCUUCAUUGACACGUACGUGGGCUGGCCUGGGUCGGUCCACGACUGUAGAGUGCUCCGCCACAGUCCACUGUACCGGCGGGCACUCUACCCUCCUCCAGGGCAGUACAUCCUCGCCGACGGCGGGUACCCCUGCCUCCAACAUCCACUCCCCCUCAUCACUCCGUACAGACAGCCGCUGCAAGGUGUGGGACCCCAGCGCUUUAACAGCCAUCACUCCCGGGCACGCUCUAUCAUCGAGCGUGCCUUCGGGAUGAUGAAGACCCGCUUUCGCAGCAUCUUCCUGAAAGCGCUGGAGGUGCACCACACCUUCGUUCCUCAAGUCAUUACAGCAUGUGCUGUAAUGCACAAUAUCUGCAUCGGAGCCGGUGACAUCAUGGACCCCGAUGCAGAUAUUGUUGAGGACGUGGCGGAGGAUGAGGGGGAGGAUGUGUUGGAGGCAGUCAGUGGUGCCCCUUGGCGGGACCAACUGUGUGCAGAGGUGUCUGCCCUGGAGGAGGUUCCCAUGGACCACCAAUAUAUAUAA
Messenger RNA from Trematomus bernacchii (emerald rockcod), 1161 nucleotides. Its product is annotated as putative nuclease HARBI1. Lineage: Eukaryota; Metazoa; Chordata; Actinopteri; Perciformes; Nototheniidae. The transcript is spliced from 3 exons. The coding region runs from base 1 to 1161 and encodes 386 amino acids. The record is from RefSeq and is a predicted model, not a curated record.